Molecule: messenger RNA, 5057 nt
Organism: Leguminivora glycinivorella
Lineage: Eukaryota; Metazoa; Arthropoda; Insecta; Lepidoptera; Tortricidae
Gene: Pef
Product: leucine-rich repeats and immunoglobulin-like domains protein 3
Exons: 1
Coding region: 210-2882 (890 amino acids)
Molecular function (GO): protein binding
Source: RefSeq, a predicted model, not a curated record
GCUGUGGUUCAUUCGGUAGUUAUGUCGAAUUGUUUAUUACGGUCCUUGUUUGUUACUAUACAAUGUGCGAUUACUAAAAAGUGUUAACAAGUGAUGUGAAAUAACUUUCAAUAACUACGGGUGUUUUUUUAUUCGGAAUUAUGUAAGAACAACGAUGAAAAGACAUUUUAACUGACCAAUGAAUCGCGCAGCUAUCCAGAUGAAUAAAAAUGGGAGAAUCGACUUUCUUAUUGUUGAUUACUCUCUUCUUAUGGGCACGAUGUUUGGUUUUCGCUGAAAACAAUGAAUGUCCGUCGAAAUGCGUUUGCCUCAACCAAUAUGUGGAUUGUACUAGAAACAAUUUAGAGUCUGUGCCAAAAAUUCCUAAGUGGGUGGAAGAAUUAGAUCUCAGCUACAACAAAUUGCAUGGAGAUGCAUUUGAAGGAUUUGAGAGGCUACCAAGUCUCAAGGUUUUAAAAAUUGAUAAAAACUCGUUACGCCUUAUACCUAACUUUCUACAUCACAAUAAUCUUCACGAAUUGAGUCUCAACAGGAAUAACAUUGGUUCCAUUGGCACGGGUCAUUUUCCGGAGAACAGCUCCAUCAGAAUAUUGAACUUAAAUAGUAACCACAUUAAAGUCAUAGCAGAAGAUGCUUUGAACAAUUUGACUAAUUUAGAAGUGUUAAAGUUAAACAGGAAUGAUAUCACAUCUCUACCCAACCAUUUGUUUAUGCACCAAUCCAGUCUCAGAACUCUCGAAUUGAAUCAUAAUAAACUUCGUAAUGUGACGGGACUACUGUUCAAAGGACUCUCCAAUCUGACAACACUUAGAAUGAGAUAUAAUAACAUAGACAAUAUAAUGGAUGGUGCCUUUUUUGGAUUUAAAUCAGUACAUUUACUACAGUUGGACCACAACAGGAUAAGAAGAAUUUCCAAAGGUUGGAUGUAUGGUCUGGAAUCAUUGGUGACAUUGUCUAUGUCUAAUAAUUUAGUAUCUGAAAUUAAUGAAGGCAGCUGGGAACUGUGCACCAUCUUAGAAAACUUAGAUUUAUCCCACAAUUACCUAGCUAAAGUAGAAGGAACCACUUUUAAAUAUUUACGGAACCUUCAGGUAUUAAACCUGAACAACAACAAUAUAUCUGUGAUAGGCCCGGAUGCAUUCAGCCUUAUGUUCAACUUAAAUACACUGCAUUUAAAUAAUAAUAAAAUAUCAUGGACUGUGGAAGAUAUGAUAAAGCCCUUUAACAACCUACAAAACUUGGAAAGAUUUAGCUUGGCUGGCAAUCACAUAAAGUCUAUUAAUUCUCGAGCAUUCGAAGGUCUAACCAAAGUCAUUGAGCUAGAUUUGGCUGGCAAUAACAUAACAUCUAUUCAACGGCAUGCUUUUGAUUCAAUGCCUAAAUUAAAAAGAUUGCAUUUAAAUUCUUCAUCAUUGUUAUGUGACUGUAACUUAUUUUGGAUAAUUAAAUGGAUAAGAGACAAAGCUGAACAGAAAUUUAUUACAGCCACUUGUGCCUACCCUGAUGAAGUAAGAGGAGUAGCAAUAUCUAAACUGAAAGAAGAUAAUUGUGGAGACUCUCCUAAACCUAAAGUGAUGCAACACCCUAAAGCCCAUCUUGCCAUUAAAGGACGAUCAGCAAAUUUGACCUGCACAGCAACAUCAAACCCUUUCAGUAAUAUGACUUUUCUUUGGAGAAAAAAUAACGGCAAUAUUAGUAAUCCACUUGUUUAUGAAAAUGUUACCAUAACUGAUCAACCUGAGGCAACAUCCGUUCUUGUCAUACCAAAUGUUACACAUGCUGACUCUGGUAAAUAUCAAUGUGUUGUCAGUAAUAAUUUUGGUACAACAUAUUCCUUAAAAGCCAAAGUAACGAUAGUGACUUUUCCCCGGUUUACAAAAGCUCCUCAUAACAUAACAGUGAAAACAGGAGAGACAGUUUCGCUGAACUGUGCAGCUACAGGUGAGCCUACACCUGAAAUUUCAUGGCAGAAAGAUGGUGGAAAUGAUUUCCCAGCAGCUCGAGAAAGAAGAAUGAAUGUGAUGCCCACUGACCAUGUGUUUUUCAUUGUCAAUGCAAAGACAACUGAUAUGGGUGUUUACAGCUGUGCUGCUAAGAAUGUGGCAGGCACAAUUAUAUCUAAUGCAAUGUUGACAGUUCAAGAAGAACCUUCAUUUCGUACUGUCACAGAAAAUAAGGAAGCUACAAGUGGUGAUGCUGUAGUCCUGCAAUGUAUGGUAUCUGGAUCACCAAAACCAGUCUUAAAAUGGUCAAAAGAUGGUGUGCCAGUAGUACCCUCUGAACGGCAUUACUUCAUGGCUGAUGACCAACUCCUAGUUAUACUUGCUGCAGAGCCUGGUGAUGCUGGGCACUAUGAAUGUGAGAUAACAAAUGCAUUAGGAACAAAAAAGGAGAUGACAGAGUUGAGAAUCUUGCCACCAGUAGCCAUUAUGGUAAACGAGGAGGAUAUGACAGGAAUUAUAAUUAUUACUGUUGUGUGCAGUACAGUGGGGACCUCCAUUAUUUGGGUAGUUAUUAUCUAUCACACAAGAAGGCGAAUGGCUUCUGCAGUGCCUUCUUUUCCUGCCGAAAGUUUAAAAAUGACACAAGUGGUGCAUAGUGAUAGUGAAUCACCUCAAAUGUUUUCAGACAAUAUAUCUGAGCAUUCAUCGUGUAAAGACAGUGGGACAGGAGACUCGGCUAAACAGACGAGCUUUGAUGGUGUGCCUAUAGAUAAGAGUGAACAAGUGCAUUUUGAGCCUGUUGUAUGUCAAAGUUAUUCUCCAGUGCCAGAAGCACAUAAACUUUUACCUUCUUCCUUUAAACCAUCCAUUCAAGUGUGUGUAAAUACUUCUGUAACACCAGCUACUUAUAGUUUUUCUAGUCACAGUAUUAACAAUUAAGUUUAUAAGGACAUUAAACCAUAAAAUUACCUUACUGAGUGCAAUUUUCACUAAUUGUUUGGAUAGUUUGGAUUUAAAUGUUAGUUUUGCCAAACACCUAUGAACUUCAAAUGUAUACUCUACCUUUUUAACCCAUGUAUAAUCCAGAAAAAAAUAGUUGGUCCAUGAAGUUCUUCGUACUUGUCUUCAAAGACAUGCAAUUAGUGAAAAGGCAUUCACUAUCAGGCAGCUAUAAAAUGAUAAGCUUAGUACAAAUGAAAUAAACUUGCCAGUAUUGGUUUUAAUGUAAAAGACUGAAUCUGUCAUUUAGUAAACGACAUUGUUAUUUUUUUAGUAUUAUUUAAAAAUAGAUAAUUAUAUAGUAACAGUUUAUAAACAAUGUAUAUACCCUAGCCUUGUCAUUAUUGUUGCCUUCCAAUACCUAAAUGUGAUUUGCAGAAAUAAGAUACUACUUUAUAUACUUAUGUUAUAUGUAGAGCAUCAGAAAUGUCAAGUGGCCUAUUUUUGAUCAGUGUGUUGAUUUUUGCUGAUAGGUACUAAAAAUAGGAAUAUGUUCAGUUGUACAUUGAUUUAUUGUCAUUAUUUAUGAUCUAAGACAAGAAGUUUGUUGUUUUUGAUUAAAAUAUUCAUGCAUUUCACUCAUUUUCUAAUGUACCUAAAAAGUAAUCAAUUUAUAUAGUCUACAUAUAAUAUAUUAUAAGAAAAAAAACAUUAGUCUAUUCAGUUACUAACCUGCUCUUGAUCUUGACUGUAUAAAACAGUUCAAUUAAUCUUGUUUUAUAUUUCGGUUGAAUUGUCUUGUUUAUUAUAUUUCAGUGGACAGAUUUUUGUAGUUUGUACUUAUAGUUUUUAUCACAUUUUAAACCGUAGAAACUAAAAUAUGGCAAUAUCAUCCUGCCAUUCCUUCCAAAUCAAUAUGUGAGAAAAAGUAACGCCACUACAAUGUUGCAUUCUGAUUUUUUUUAUCAGACUAAUAAUAAUUAAUAAUACAUCAUUGUAAUUAAUUGUGGUACUGUCUUGGAUAGUCUUAUUCGUUUUUUGCCAAGUUCUUAAAUUCGUCUUAUUCAGCUUUCAUUGUCGUCUUUGAUCAUAUGAAUCAGUUGUUUGCCUGUUUCUUGUUUCGGCUCAUUUUUUAUUCGUCAUUAACUUCUUUUGGCAUUUUCGCUGUUUAAUCUAUGGCUUUCUUAGUCGGGAGGCUCGUAGGUCUGUACAAACUUAGAAGAAGACCAAAAUACGAUAUGACGAAAAAAUAUACCCUCACAUAUUGGAUUUUCCACCAAUCCGCACGAAGCGCUUUGCUUCUUGUGCGCAUUGCAAAGGAGUAAAAUUCCUUGCUAGCGUCUAUAUUUCAAUGCUCAUAUUAUGACCCGGGAACCUUAAAAUCAAGGAUGAACACACUGAACAGGCACCUUCUGGGCCAGCUCGCUCCAUCAUCUCCUUCGUCUCGUCUAGUCUGUGGCAAUGAGUAAGCUCAUUUAUAAUAAAUAAAUAAAAUAAUAAGGCCUAUUACUGACGAAAGCCACGAAUGAAAGAACGGGACGAAUUUAAGAACGGCAAAAAACGAAUGGGACUGUUCAAAACAAGAAACCUCAUUUGUUACAUUGAUUAUUUGAUAUAUAUUUUACUAAGUUCAGCAGCGUAUAAAAUUGUGGCUUAACAUCAUUGUUGAAACAAUCAUAAUUCUUAUAUGAAUAGCGCUUCAUUUUGUUACCAUUAAUCUUCAAGCAAAAGAGAAUCACCUCUUGUUUCCUAAAUAGUAGAUUUAGUUUUGUGAGUUCUGACGCGUUUUGGAUUUUUUGCUUGUUUUACUGGCCCGUAGGAUGAUAAUAUUAGGUACCUACUUUAAAUAGUUUUAAGAUCUGUUAAAGCAGGUUUAUUUUCAUUUCCGUGUUUUCUCUUAGAUCACCACGUUUAUUUGUAUAAAAUAUCUAAUGGUUAAAAAAAUAACAAUGUAACAAGAAAUCAUGACGUCAUAGUUACGUUUCUAAUGAUCUAGUUUAGCUUAUAGUAACUUACGAAAGUAAACAAAUAUGAGAUAAUUAAGUUAUUGAUGUUAAUUAUUUCAUACCUAUAAUAUCUAUUUUUGUGAUUCCACUUGUAAUGCCACUUCAAAAAUGUACUAUGGUGCCUAAAGAUAAGCAUCAAAAAUUCUGGAAGUUCUUAACGCCUGAAAUU